GGACAGUCGUACUCGGUAGUACAUUCCAGAAGAGGCCUGACCUGUGUGAUGCCUGCAUUUGCGACGCUGACGAAGAGGUUGGGACCGAGUCUGUCUACAGUUUUUUUGAUAGCAGCACGGAUGGACUUCGCAUCGCGUACAUCGGACAUAUAAUAGUGAUCGGAUGAAUGAUUGCUCGAGAACUCGAUCUCCUUAAUCACAUCCUGGACUUUCUUCUUCCGACCAGGGAUAUCAUGCCUGUCUCUAGCAAGACGCGUUGCAAUCGCACGACCAAUUCUUUGGCCACCACCUGUAAUGAACGCAACACGAUCCUAAAGCGGCCUUGACGGGAGAUGCGAAUGACAUGUUAGCGAUAGCCAUAGUAGUAAGAUGGGAAGCAGGGGAAGCGACCUCUGGCUACCUAUGGGGUACAUGAUUGCUCUUCUAAUUGUUGCGUGAAGUUUACAUAUUAGACCGGGCCGUUUAACAGGUUCACAUGUUAAUGGAGCUCGAUAACAAGGAGGAGGACAUUGUCAUGGAAGAUGGGCACGUUGUCUGGACUCUGCAGCCAUUGAGCACGUCCGCAAACUCGCCCUGGACGAUACAGUCCGAUGGCAGUUGGAAUAUAGGUGUAGUGGCUGGCCGGAAAUUAAUUAAAUUAAUUAUUGUGCAGAGGAGAGAAAUGGGGAAAUCUGAAGCUGAUUGACCUACCUCAGCUUCAACCAACCUUGAAUUGUCCUGAGAGCAUUGAGAAUGGUGCCUCAACAUGCAUAUAGAUUUUGGAGUGGCGCUGCG
This is a messenger RNA of Somion occarium, 774 nucleotides long. The record is from the annotation of a GenBank genome assembly. Lineage: Eukaryota; Fungi; Basidiomycota; Agaricomycetes; Polyporales; Cerrenaceae.